Molecule: messenger RNA, 634 nt
Organism: Stereum hirsutum FP-91666 SS1
Lineage: Eukaryota; Fungi; Basidiomycota; Agaricomycetes; Russulales; Stereaceae
Exons: 2
Coding region: 1-630 (209 amino acids)
Source: RefSeq, a predicted model, not a curated record
AUGUGGAACGUCGACCGAGGCGCGCUGUGCAGCCUGCAAGCAAGCGCACUAUUGCAAUCGACAGCACAUGAAGCAGGCGAGCCUGAGACACUUUUAGCACCAGAUUGGAAGCACCAUAAACCUGAGUGCCUCGCACUCAGGGCUUCACUCGCCCCACAACUUCAAAGCACGAUAACCACACCACCGGCUUCUGAUACCGGUCAACAACUCAAAGAAUGUACCGCCAUUCUUCUUCCAUUCGAUUCUGCCACUCCUCGCCUCAUCCGUCUCAGUUACACCGUCGAAUAUGACGAAGACGAUCAGCAAUGGAACCACCACGCAUAUCCUGCGAUCGAGAAGUGGAUCAGAACGCAUAGCUCGAUAGGGCUCGAGUAUGCGACUUUCAUACCGCGAGAUCUCCCUUAUACAUUCUGCAUGUACCACGACGACUGCUUUUUGAUCGACGGAUCGCCGUUCAAUCGAUGUGCACUCGCCCUCGCCGGACCAGAGCUUGGACAUAGAUGGGGAGAUAAUAUGAUUUUUGCGAAAGUUGAGAAGCCUACAAGACUCAUCCAUCGGUUCUUGGACGUCGAAAUGGGUGACUUGAAGUACGUCAAGAGCUUUCUUAAGCUGUACCGUACUACUACUUAGGGGG